AUGGCUAUGCCAUGGGUCCUCAGAGCAGCUGUGCUGCUUUUGGCUGAAGGUCAAGACUGCGAGGAUGCGCCGAUUUCGCUUCUCCAGCGCAGGGGCCAGCGGGUAGAGGACAACUUGUCGAGCGAUAGCAUCGCGCGGCUUCUGUGGCUCACGGAUUUGCACGGGGACCCCUUCUAUUUGACCUCUGUGCGCCAGUGCCAGAAGCGCACCGUGGAGGAGCUGCAGGGCUUCAGCUUCGGGUUCAUGGGGUGCGACCCCCCCUUCGGCCUCAUGGGCUCCGCGGCGGCCGCGGCCCGGAGCUUCACCGAGGCCGAUGCUGAGUUUGUGCUCUACACAGGGGACUUCUCGCGGCAUCGCAUGCUCAUGAUGGAGGACCCCUACACGAACGUGUCGAACAUCAUCGGCAGUGUAGCGGGCAUCAUCAAGGGGCAUUUCAAAAACCUGCCGAACCUCUUCGGCGCGCUGGGCAACGACGAUAACCCAGCGAACUACUUCCAAAACAUCACCACGGACCAGGCGACGAAUCCGUGGUUCAGGUCCGUCAGCGCCAGCAUGCAGAGGGCGAAUUGCAUGAGCAACGAGACCCGGCAGCAGUACGACUACGGGAGCUUCUUCGAGGCGCAGUAUGGGAACCUCACCAUUCUGAGCAUCGCCACAGUGAUCUACUCGGUGCAGCACCAGCCCAGCAGUCCCAGUGGUCUGCCAACGGACCCCUUCAGACAGCUCGCCUGGCUGCGCCGGAAGUUGGGGGAGGCCUUUGAAGAGGACCGGCGGGUAUGGAUCGUGGGCCACAUCCCUCCAGGCAUGGAGACCUUUGGGUACACGCAGCUCUGGCAUCCUCAGUACCUGGAGGCAUAUCUGGAGAUUGUGCAAGAUCCCGAGCUCGGAUCUGUCAUAGCUGCUCAGCUCUUUGGGCACGUGCACAAGGAAGAGAUCCGGCUCUUGCCGGACCCCCCGCCUAACGCAGGGCCAAUUUUGCUGUCGGCAUCUCUAAGCCCGGUGUACUACAACCAGCCGGCAUUUCGGAGCGUGAGCUAUGACAGGAACACUGGGGAUGUGCUGGACUUUGACACCUUUUACGCCAACGUCUCCUCCAAGUCCAAUCUGGACUGGGCUCAGGGCUACAGCUUCACCGACCUCUUCCAGACCAGUCUGACCAUGACCGGGCUCAAGCAGCUGGCUGGACUUUUGCUGAAGGGAGGGGAAAUGUGGGAGAAGUACACCAAGUGGUACACGACCACCUACCCCAACGACUUGAUGGGAGUGGGCAGCCCGCGCGGUCCGCUGCCCGCCGACCAGGAGUCCUACAGACUUUUGAGGAGGCACCAGUACGUGUGUGCUCUCACCAUUCGCACAGCUAGCAGCUAUCAGGACUGCGUGACUGCGGCGGUGAGAGCUACCUGGACUCCAAAGACUCGAGAUGAGUCCCUGGGUGCUGCAGGCGGGUUUUCGCCAGACAUCGGGCGCCUGGUUGCAAGCAUCCCGCUGGAUUUCGAGGAAGGCCAUGUCUUGGCGCUGGGCAAGUUGCUGCGCUGGGCAGAGCUGAGUCCUCGGGAGGAGGCGCGGCAGAUUGUCCGCCUGGCCCGCCACGGCGAGUGGCACGAGCUGCUGCACACAUUCGGCCCGGCGGUCGACAAGGCGUGGGAGAUGGGCAUCCCCCUGGAUGAAGCGCUGGAGAGGUAG
Messenger RNA from Effrenium voratum, 1683 nucleotides. NCBI's taxonomy places the organism in Eukaryota, Dinophyceae, Suessiales, Symbiodiniaceae. The record is from the annotation of a GenBank genome assembly.